Molecule: messenger RNA, 4236 nt
Organism: Peromyscus leucopus (white-footed mouse)
Lineage: Eukaryota; Metazoa; Chordata; Mammalia; Rodentia; Cricetidae
Product: MAU2 chromatid cohesion factor homolog
Exons: 15
Coding region: 364-1797 (477 amino acids)
Biological process (GO): maintenance of mitotic sister chromatid cohesion; mitotic sister chromatid cohesion
Cellular component (GO): chromatin; SMC loading complex
Molecular function (GO): protein binding; double-stranded DNA binding
Source: RefSeq, a predicted model, not a curated record
UAUCUCCUUGUAGCCUCCCAUGUGCUGUUGCCAGCAGCUGAGGAAGUGAUACUGUGCAAGGGAGCUGAGCUCUAUACCAAGGAUCUGCAUGAGCCCUUCCAGGGCUCAGCCAGAUUUGGUCUCUCUUUCAGUUGUUCAGGCUUCUGGCUUGAAGCAUCCUUAUUCCCUGCUCCCGAGACAGCCCUUCUUAGUAACUCACCUGGUAUCCACCUGGGUCUGCCUGAGAACCCAGACUGCUGAUUUUGUGCACCAGUAAGCGGAAAUGACAGCAUGGGGCGAGUAUGCCCAGCUGUGUACCCCAGCAAUCUGUGCUGAUGGCUGUCUUGGUGCUUGAGCUCCAAACCAACACUGCAGUGACUGCUGAUGGAGGAGGCGUUGGCAGCCAUGGUCAUUGCUUUUUCCCCUCUUCAGCAACUGCACACACUGGAAAAGGACCUGGUAUCAGCCUGUGACCUCCUGGGCGUGGGGGCUGAGUAUGCCCGAGUGGUGGGAUCUGAAUAUACACGGGCACUAUUCCUGCUCAGCAAAGGGAUGUUGCUGCUGAUGGAACGCAAACUGCAAGAGGUACACCCACUCCUCACACUGUGCGGGCAAAUUGUGGAGAACUGGCAAGGCAACCCCAUCCAGAAGGAGUCGUUGCGUGUCUUCUUCCUGGUGCUGCAGGUGACCCACUACCUAGAUGCUGGGCAGGUGAAGAGUGUCAAGCCAUGCCUGAAGCAGCUGCAGCAGUGCAUCCAGACCAUCUCCACGCUACACGACGAUGAGAUCCUGCCCAGCAACCCUGCUGACCUCUUCCACUGGUUGCCCAAGGAGCACAUGUGUGUGCUCGUCUACCUGGUCACAGUGAUGCAUUCAAUGCAGGCUGGUUACCUGGAGAAGGCACAGAAGUACACAGACAAGGCACUCAUGCAGUUGGAAAAGCUCAAGAUGCUGGACUGCAGCCCCAUCCUGUCAUCCUUCCAAGUGAUCCUCCUGGAGCAUAUCAUCAUGUGCCGGCUCGUCACAGGCCACAAGGCCACUGCACUACAGGAGAUCUCCCAGGUCUGCCAGCUAUGCCAACAGUCCCCUCGGCUCUUCUCCAACCAUGCUGCCCAGUUGCACACACUGCUGGGCCUGUACUGUGUUUCCGUGAACUGCAUGGACAAUGCUGAAGCCCAAUUCACCACAGCCCUGCGGCUCACCAACCACCAGGAGCUGUGGGCCUUCAUUGUGACCAACCUUGCGAGUGUGUAUAUACGGGAAGGAAAUAGACACCAAGAGGUACUGUACAGUUUGCUUGAGAGGAUAAACCCAGACCACAGCUUCCCGGUCAGCUCACACUGCCUCCGAGCGGCAGCCUUCUAUGUGCGGGGGCUCUUCUCCUUCUUCCAGGGCCGCUACAAUGAAGCCAAGCGAUUUCUACGAGAAACUCUAAAGAUGUCAAAUGCAGAGGACCUGAACCGCCUCACAGCCUGUUCACUCGUGCUGCUGGGCCACAUCUUCUAUGUGCUAGGGAAUCACAGGGAGAGUAACAACAUGGUGGUGCCUGCCAUGCAGCUGGCCAGCAAGAUCCCAGACAUGUCUGUGCAACUGUGGUCCUCGGCCCUCCUGAGAGAUCUAAACAAGGCAUGCGGGAAUGCCAUGGAUGCCCAUGAGGCUGCACAGAUGCACCAGAACUUCUCACAGCAGCUGCUGCAGGACCACAUUGAGGCCUGCAGCCUCCCAGAGCACAACCUCAUUACGUGGACAGAUGGCCCACCCCCUGUGCAGUUCCAAGCUCAGAAUGGACCCAACACCAGCCUGGCCAGCCUUCUGUGAGGCCCCUAUGGCCUUUGUCCCCAACUUGGACCCAACACUGGAGCUUUCUGGGAACAAAACCACCAGGGUGUCCACCAACCCCUCACCAUUGUCCAGAGCUGAGUCCCAGUAGUGCUGGAGUCAUCACCUGCCGCUGAGGGUGACGGCCGGUCCCGCCUGUCCCAGGCCUCAGUGCGUCUGUUGGAGAGGACUGAUGACCUGAUCUGGGUCCGAGUCUCACCUGUGAGGAAUAGGAUGACAAUCUGUGCUGGGGCAUCAUCAGACUGCCCCACCAAACCUUGGUGCCGACUACCUAAGUACAACUGCACCGAGCAGCCCGGGGCGAGCUGAGGGGAGAGCAGUAGCCCUCACUUUCCUCAUCCUGCUGUUCUUCCAGUGUCCCUGCACUCAGGGACUUCUGAGGACCUGGAAGUCAGCCUCUCAACCUGACUGUUCCUGGAAGGUGGCUCUAGUGCCGGGGAGGAGCUUGGGACAGGGUGUGCGUGUGCAGUUGAUGCAACCGAGACCUUGUGUCCCCACCAUGCCCUCGGCAAGCUCCUUGCUUAUAUUCAGAGCCACCUCUUGGCUCUGCCUGGCCACUGGGCAGGAGUCCCACUGGACCUGGACGAAGGAGCUUCCUUCCGGCAGCUGUGUGGCCUUCCCAUGGAGGACAGUCAUGGGACCAGCUUCGCCCCUCCUCCUAGCUUGAGGGCUGCACCAAGGUGACACAGUGGUGUCAAGAGACAAUGGUUCCUGCCAGCUUACAGUACCUAGGCAGGGGUUCUCUCUGGUGGUGACGGUGGUGCCUGGGAGCUGUCACCCAGGUACCGUGAAGGCCACGUCUCAGAGCUUUGGAAUUCGUGACUGAAGGGACAAGGCUCCAAGGCCUCGGUGUACAUCCUCACUGAGCCAUGUGGCAGCCACUGCCCACGGCCAGGUGCUCCCUACCUUUCUGUCUUCCUCCAGCCCUUUGGGUCCCAGGGACCCCUCAGUGUCUAGUGUCUUCAUCACGGUCCUGCCUAUUUAUUUAAGCUUUUUUUUUUUUUUUUUGCUUCUAGGGCAUUUUGUACAUAGAGCAAUUCAAACAAGAACCUCGCAACUUGACAUCUGUCCUGAUGUUAGAGUGCUUUUAGUGACCAUGUCUCAGGCAUGUGACCGCUAAGGAUGGGGUCAUGACAAACUCCAUGAUCGAUGUUGAGGGUUCCACUGAAGUGAAACCUCCAUAACCCCAGUGCAGUCACCUCAGUGUCCAGUAACUAAAGAUUGAGAGAAAAGCCCAAAAGGGUCAGCACACACAGCUGUUAUGUCCCAGGAAGUACCAUGAGCCGGACACAAGCCACCCAGGAAACCAGGCUGGGGUGUAGCCCUAGAUAUGGCUGUCACCCCUUGAGCUACAGGUGACACUGUCGAAUGAAGGAAGGCAUGUCAUGAGUGAGGAGAAAGUUUUUUUAUAUGAUGGUGUUGCCUGGUUUUAGCAGCCUAUGCUUUUAAUCAAGAACUUGAUCAUUUUAGGUGGGGAGCUGUGAGAAGAAGUCUGCCUGUAUUUGCUGCAGGGCCGCCACUCCCCAAAGCCUUUGGGUUUUCUCAGCCUCCAGCUCUCCCUGCAGUCGCUGUCCUGUGGGCUGCAGCCCCUUUCUGAACUCAGCCUAGUGGAAAACUGGUCCACAGCCCUCUUUGUGUUUGGUCUCGGGUGGUUGGUUGGUUAGUUUCAUUGUUCGUGCUUGUUUUUGAGGGCUGUGCAGUGGAGCAGUGGCCGCCUGAAGAACUCAGUUCUCUUGUAUCAGCUUCCCAAGUGCUGGGAUUCAAGGCAGAUUCCACCGUGCCUGCCUCUUUUAGUUUGGCUUUGGGGUUUUGAUCAGAAGGGGCAGUGUUCAGAGCUUUUUUUUUUUUUUUUUUUUUUUUCUUUCUUUGAGACAGAAUCUCUUCUUUAUGAAUGACCCUGAACUCGGAUUCUCCUGCCUCCACUAACCUAGUCCUGGGAUGUUAGGCAUUUGCCCCCACAUCUGCUUUAUCUGGUGCUGUAGACCAGCAGUCUGACAACUGAGCCAUAGCUUUAUCCCUUAGUCCCCUGUCUUGAUACAGCAUUUGGGGUUUGGACCUUCUGUGAAGGGCAUUCCACCCUGCAGUUCCAGCACACAAGCCCCUGGACAGGCUUGCUCCUAUACACGGGUGUCCUUCUACUCCCCAAGUUCUUAGAAGGAAGAGAUCAAUUGGACAUGGUGGUUCAUAGCUGUCAUCCCAGCAUUUGGGAAGCUGAGGUGGGAGAACUAUUCCAAGUUCCAUGCCAGUCAGGGCAACGCAAUGAAAUAUGAAUAAACCAUAAAAGAAAACCUCGGUCAACUCCUAUGCCCCAGAGUGGGGAAGGCUUUUUGCUUUCCCAUGGGAUUGGUGGGUUUUGUUUGGUAGUUGAAUCUUGACUGUUGAGUUGAAAUCCAUAUAAAAUUAGACAGCUUUUGUUGA